Molecule: messenger RNA, 2352 nt
Organism: Ilyonectria robusta
Lineage: Eukaryota; Fungi; Ascomycota; Sordariomycetes; Hypocreales; Nectriaceae
Product: fungal-specific transcription factor domain-containing protein
Exons: 4
Coding region: 1-2352 (783 amino acids)
Biological process (GO): DNA-templated transcription; regulation of DNA-templated transcription
Cellular component (GO): nucleus
Molecular function (GO): DNA binding; DNA-binding transcription factor activity, RNA polymerase II-specific; zinc ion binding
Source: RefSeq, a predicted model, not a curated record
AUGGGGUCUCCAUCCGAUGGUGGGAACUUUGACGAGGGGCCGAUUGUGCUGGAUCACGUAUCCCACGAUGGGCCUCAACCGAAGAAGCGCAAGGUCGCGGACAAGGAAGAAGGCCCCGGCCCUUCGUGCCACUCUUGUCGAAAGAGAAAGGCGAGAUGUUCAAGAGACCAGCCUUGCUCCAGCUGUGUAAAGCUAGGCACAGACUGUGUGUACGAUCAGGAAAAGUCGAAGCCCGGUAUGCGACCUGGUGCCAUCGAGAGCCUGAACCAACGAGUGGCCGCACUAGAGAACAUGUUCGUCGGACAAGGCGUUCUCUGGCAGCAGAUGUGGAACAGUAUCAACCACCAAAGUCGCCACGAUUCCGGCUUCUCGCCAGAUUCCAACCAACCGCUAUCCAUUCAAAAACAGGCGUCCGACGUGAGAGAAUAUUUUGCAGCAUUGUCGUCCAACCACGCUCAUCAUCCUGGUUCAACGGAAAGCAGCACCUCCAAGGGCAAUGCUAGGACGCCUGCGAGCGGCCACUCAACCCACCACCCUCUUCCAUUCAUGGACCAUGGCGACCGGCAUCUCCCCCCCGACGCGCUCGUCGAUUCCCUAGUCGAGACCUACUUUAUCCAAGUCCACCCCUGGAUACCAAUUCUACAUGCGAAAAAGUUUAGAGCGAUGCUCUCUAAUCCGUUGGAACGAGCACGAGUGUCGACAAUCCUCCAUGCAAUUGUAUCGCUCUGCAUUAGAUUCUCCGAUGAUCCCCAGAUUGAAGACUCUCCCCACCUCAGAUCCUGGUAUUCUACUCGCUGCCGCCAGACCGUAAUUCUCCAAAGUAUGGAGUCCUUCUCGGUCGAAAACCUACAAGCGUUGAUUAUAUGUGCCUUUGACACAAUUGGAAGUGGCAGAGGCCCCUCUGCAUGGUCCAUCAUUGGAAGCAUGACGCGGACUGUCGAACAGCUACGACUCAGUACCGAGGACGAUGAGAAUCAGUCGCAAUCACCAACAUGUAGGGCACUCUUCAAAAGGAUGGCGUUCCUUUCACCGUCCUCCACAUGGAUCGAAGUGGAGGAGCGCCGUCGCGUCUUCUGGAACGUGUUCCUCAUGGACCGUUUCUGUAGCAUUAGUACCGGAUGGAACCUCUCGCUCACCAGCGCCGAUGUGAAAAGGAGACUUCCGUGCGAGGGCGCCAUGUGGGAAGCAGGCGAGCCAAUCCAGACACCCACGCCAUAUUUCGGAGUCGCGAACCAGUCGUAUAAUCGCGACACUGACUGUUUACCUGUCGUUCGAGAAAGCGAAGAUGGCCAGGCUUCUCUCGGUGGUUUCGCCUUUUGCAUCGAGGCAACCGAAAGCCUCAGCCUUGUCACGUCCUUUUUUCUGCAAUACGAAGUCGACUUUAAGCAAGUUCACGAGGUUCAGAGGUGGUUGAUGAGAUUCAAGCAACUCGAUUUGCGACUGGUGCAAUGGAAAUUCUUCCUCCCCGAGAAAUGGCGAGAAGCAUGUGUGAUUAAUGAUGACGGUAAUCUGGAUCCGAACCUGGUCUUGGCCCACAUGACACACAAUACGGCUGUGGUCCUUCUACAUCAAGGACUGGCAUAUCCCUCGCCAGAGUGGCAGUCUGUUCCGGUGAGGCUCCCAUCCGCGUCUAGUGCAGAGACUUGCCAAGCUGCAGCUGUCGAAGUUGCCACGAUAGCCGCGCAGUUUCUCCACAGCUCGGGCAUUCUAACCAGCCCGCAAUUCGCCUUCUGCCUCUUUGUCUGUGGCAGGAUGCUUCUAGCCCACGCGGGAUAUUACAAAAGCCUUCUGCACUCGGCAUUCGACUCUAUUGUCAUGAGUCUCGAGGACAUCGCCCGCCGCUGGAACGGCAACCAGUCUCCAGUGACCAAUAAUUUGGCGUCCAAGUUUGCUUCUCGCCUUGUUCAAGCACACCUCCAUGGAGCCAAGGCGGUUGACCUCCGAGAGGAAGCAUUCUCGGAAAAGCAAAACGCAGGCAUCUCUUCCAGCGUUACAGAUGGAGAUUUCAAUCCCAUGGGACUGAGAUCUUUGCCAGGAGCCGGUUCUCCCAUCGACCCAAUGCUACAAACCAGAGGCUUAAACGAGGACCUCAGUCUUAAUGGCCCGCACAUAGAGUCCCCGGAGAGUAUUACCCUGGCCUUUCCGCCUCUCCCUGUAUCGUUCGAACUACACAAUGUUGCUCGAGAUUCCAAAUUUUCGUCUCUACCAAACCAAGGGAUUCUGUUAGAUGAACCAACAAUCAACAAUUCAGAUAAUCUUGGGAAUUGUCUUGAAUUUUACGGCUUAUCCGAUCAAUCAUUCUUACCAUCUGAGCGAGUUAGCAUGUUGAGUCGAUCUUACACAGAGAGUUAG